AGUUGACAGUACAUGAUGAUGAGAAAUAUACUGCACAGAUGAUGCUGCUAUCUACAUUUUUUAUGGCGUCUGUACGUUGACUGCUUUCCGCAACAUAACCUGCUACACCAGUUUUAAAUUUGUGUUGUUGUAUAUUUUAAUUAUUUCUGUUUUAUAAUUGCGACAAGAAACUCACAAUCAUAUGAUAUUCACCAAAACAUAACUAGAACAUCGUGAUUGCGAAAUCUGCAACGGUAGUCUAUUACGCUGUACAUUUUCAUUCAUAAUUACUGCAUUAUCUGGGUUUUCGCUGAAAUUUCUGAUUGAUAAAAUACUGUAAAAUGAAUAUAGUGUGUGUGAUAUGUAGUGAUUUACUGGUACCGUCCGAUGAUAUUUUUAAUACACCAUGUGGUCACAUUUUCCACUUUACAUGCUUAUUACAAUGGCUUGAAAGGUCACAGACUUGUCCACAAUGUCGUGAAAGAACAACAAAACAUAAGAUACAUAGAAUAUAUUUUAAUUUUCCCAACAAUGACAGUUUUGUGGAAGAUGCCACAUCUUUACAGAAUAAACUUGAUAACGUAACUUUUCAAUUAAAGUUGAAGGACAAUGUAAUCAAUAAUCUUACAGAGAAUAAACAAGAAUUAGAAAAACAGACAAGUGGUUUAAGACAAGAAGUAAAAAAUGUUGAAAGGGAAUUAAAGAGCAAGGAUGCUGCAAUUCGUGCUCUUCAAACACAGAUCAAAUUUUUUAAACAGCAAUGUGCAGAGCUAGAUGAAUGUAGGAAAGAUUAUGAACAACUAAAGGAAAAAGUUGAGAAUUUACAGAAUUUGCAAGUUAUAUUGGAGGGAUCUGAAAGCGAAGUGGAUGAAAUAAUAGCCAGAACACCUGAUCAUACCAAGCUUGUAACAUAUAUUGGAGUAUUAAAAAGAGAGACAACAGUUAAUUUUAACAAGAGGAGGAAGCUUGAAUUAAGGAUUAGGUCCUUAGAGCAAAAAUUAAUGGAAUCUAAUAGGAAGUGCAAAGUUUUAGAAGAAGAACAUAUGAAACAAAAGGAAUUGGAAACACAAUUAAAUAUCUGCAUAACUGAGAAGAUAUCGCUACAAAAUCAACUUCUUGAUAAACAAGCAAAUAUGCAUUGUGUUUGUAAUAAUAUAUGUGUAGAGAAUCAAAAUUAUUUGAGAAGUAACUUUGAAAAGUAUGGAAAGACUUUUGGCAAAGAGGAUAUAGUUAAAGCUAUAAAGCUUCAGGACAGUCUAAAUUCGAAAAAAGAUAAUAAUUGCAUUAUUAUUGAACCAGAUAAUAAUGAUAAAAAAUCAAGACAAGAGGACGAGAGUAACGAGUGUUUGAGGCUAGGGGAUAGUCUAAAAAGAAUAAGUUCAGAUCUUAAAAAAGAUGAUAAUUGUAUUAUUAUGAAACCCGGUAGUAAUGAAAAUACUCCACAAAAUAUGAAAUCAAAGGGUUUUUUUUCAUUGAGUGAUUGUGGUAAUGGAGCAUUGAAAAGGACUUAUACCAAUUUAAAAAUACCUCCAAUACUUGCGAAAAAGUCGAAAUUUAGUCAACCAAAUCAAAAAACUGUUUUAGAAAAUUGCAAUGGUAUGACUUUUGAUGGCUUUGGGGGACAUUCAAGGGCUGAUAUAUUUCCUAUUCCAAAGCUUGGUCAUUCUACUAGUUCGAGUUUGAGCUCGUACGCACAGAAAAUUAAGAUGGACAGGAAGAUGAGAAAAUCGAAACUUGAUACAGGUGAUAAUCAGAAGCUUAGUGAUAUACUUCUGCCGGCUUGUCAAAACAGACAAUAAAAAUUAUAAUGUGUAUAAAGCUUAAGCAAUUUUUAUAUUAUGAAUAAAUUGAUUAUUUGAAAAAUA
Molecule: messenger RNA, 1844 nt
Organism: Linepithema humile (Argentine ant)
Lineage: Eukaryota; Metazoa; Arthropoda; Insecta; Hymenoptera; Formicidae
Product: E3 ubiquitin-protein ligase TRAIP-like
Biological process (GO): protein ubiquitination; replication fork processing
Cellular component (GO): site of DNA damage; nucleus
Molecular function (GO): ubiquitin protein ligase activity; zinc ion binding
Source: RefSeq, a predicted model, not a curated record